CCGCACCUCCUCUCCUCACUCGCUCGAACCCUAGUCUAUGGCGUCGGCGACUCCGGCAGGCGGCGGCGAGGGCGUCCACGGCGGCGGUGAGAUGCCGUUCUGGCCUCCUAGCGGAACGGCUGGCGUCGACGGCGAUGGCGGCGACGACUCCAGCUCCGCGUACUCGACCGACGACGAGGAGGAGUCGAUGUUACUCAGCAUGGAGCAGCGGUUGCGGUUGGCGCAACAGUGGGUGGCGAACCCUAGCAGCAGCCAUGAGUUGACGCAUGGACUUGGCGGCGUGCUUUUGGAUGAAGACAUUUGGCAAGUAAGGAUCCAUUUUGAUACAAGAGAACCAUUGGAGAUGAAGCUGUGUGGUUCAGAUAUUACUUAUCUGAAUUUAGUUGCAGUGAUGGAAACCCAAGGAUUUAAUGCAUAUGAUUGUUUGUUUCACAUUGAAAAUCCAUCUUUAGGAGAGAAAGGGCUGGAUUUGGUAGACAGUCAUGCAGAAUUACAGAAGAUAAAGAGGAAGAUCCAGGACAAAUUGGUGCUUGAUUUGCUAGUCAGGGCUUGUCCACCCCCUGUUACUGAUUUUGAGUUGCAGAAAUGUCAAAUGCCAGAGUUGUCCACUGUGGUGUACCAAGAGCUUGUUGUUUUCGAUCUGAGUGAGCCUCCUAUCUUGAGACUUGUGGACGCGGGAAGUGGGACCUUAGUGGCAUACCUUGCAACCAUGCCAUCUCUGCAAUAAACAAGGCUAAAAGGAAACCAGAGGAUUAUGUCAGCAAAUUCUUCAAGAAAGAUUUUUAUGCUGCAGUUUAUGAACCAAUGAUCUUUCCUGUGCCUGGUGAGCAUGAUUGGACAAGGACCCCUGGUCCAGACAUAGAACCACCUGCAUUCAAAAUCAAGAGAGGAA
Messenger RNA from Aegilops tauschii subsp. strangulata, 892 nucleotides. Lineage: Eukaryota; Viridiplantae; Streptophyta; Magnoliopsida; Poales; Poaceae. The record is from RefSeq and is a predicted model, not a curated record.